UCGCGCGGGAGGGCGUCAUUUCCGGGGCGCCGUGCUGCCGCGCCUGCGCAGAAGGAAGAGGCCUCCAUGAGCGGCACAGGGGCGGCGGGAAGCGGCGGGGAAGGCGACCCCAGCCCUGGCCCCCAAGCUCCGGCGCCGGCCGCCGCGGAGCCCCCUUCCUCCUCGGGCAAAAGCGGCAGCCCCGCGGCGCCUUCCACCGGGGAACGCUCCGGAGGCGGCUCCGGUUGGGGGUCUCCGCCGCCGCCGCCGCCGCUCCUGGCUCCCCUGAGAGGCGCCCCUCGGCCCUCCCCGGCCCCGUCCUCCUCCGAGGGACCGCCGUCUUCCUCUUCCUCCUCCUCUUCCUCUUCCUCCUCUUCGGUGCCCAACGGGGUCUUCGCCGCCAACGGAGGAGGGGAGGCCAAGACGCCCACCGCAGCCCCGGCCACUGCCCCGCCGCCGCCGACGACCCCGGCUCCCCCUCCGGCCGCCUCGGCCUCGGCCGCCUCGGCAGCAGCAGCACUAGCCGCCGCUUCUCCCUCGUCCUCCUCCGGCGCCCCCUUGGUCGACUUCCUCCUCCAGCUCGAGGACUACACCCCCACGAUCCCAGAUGCUGUUACAGGCUACUACCUGAAUCGGGCCGGCUUCGAAGCUUCCGAUCCGCGCAUCAUCCGCCUGAUCUCCUUAGCUGCCCAGAAGUUCAUCUCAGAUGUGGCCAACGAUGCCCUCCAGCACUGCAAGAUGAAGGGCACAGCUUCAGGCAGCUCCCGCAGCAAAAGCAAGGACAAGAAGCACACACUGACCAUGGAGGAUCUGGUCCCUGCCCUCUCCGAGUACGGCAUCAAUGUCAAGAAGCCCCACUAUUUCACCUAGUGUUCCUUUGUGGGGAUGCUGGGUAUUGCAGCAUUAAAGACCUUCUCUGUAAUGUA
Sceloporus undulatus (fence lizard) is the source of this 905-nucleotide messenger RNA. It is a transcript of the gene TAF10, whose product is annotated as TATA-box binding protein associated factor 10. The record is from RefSeq and is a predicted model, not a curated record. Gene Ontology annotation, molecular function: RNA polymerase II general transcription initiation factor activity; promoter-specific chromatin binding. NCBI's taxonomy places the organism in Eukaryota, Metazoa, Chordata, Lepidosauria, Squamata, Phrynosomatidae. The coding region runs from base 67 to 849 and encodes 260 amino acids. Gene Ontology annotation, cellular component: nucleus; transcription factor TFIID complex; SAGA complex. Gene Ontology annotation, biological process: transcription initiation at RNA polymerase II promoter. The transcript is spliced from 4 exons.